AUGGAAGCUGAAACUGCUAUUUUCCAACAAAUUGUUUUCACGGAAGCAUUAACUACACCUAAUUGGAGAAGAUAUUUUUCUUAUCUAAGCGACGCUGGUAUCGCGACAAUCGAAGAUUUUCUGGAGACUUCGAAUUCAAUACUAAAUGAGUUAGCAAAAAACAUCCCAUCAGCACCAUUAAAUCGUAUUAGAACUCUAAGAGACAAUCUAAUUAAGAUUAAAUCACAAUGUAACAACAGUUUCACUGAAGAACUGGGUGCAAUAUCGUUUUUUCAUCAAUUUGAAUUCAUUCCGCAUUUUACAUGUGAACAGUAUUUAGCAGAUAUUCCGAUGGAAAAUACUGAAUCGGAGAUCAGACAAGCCAAAAAUAAAAUUACCACUAUUGAUUAUACUGGCCUUACAAAAUAUCAAGCAAUUUUUAUUGCUCUUUACUGUCAAGAAGCAUCUAAUCAAAACAGAUCAUUUUACUACUUAACAAAUCAAUUUCUGAGAGAACGAAAUGAAAAAUUAAUUUGCAUGCGAUCUUCACUCUUCUUACUUGAAUCAGGACUACGUAGUUUACCAUCGAUUCGUGAAAUUACAUGGCGUGGAAUGAAUACUGCUCCAGAUCUUGGAAAAAUCAUUGUUGGAAAGACAAUUUGUUUUACAGGCAUAUGCAGCACAUCAAGAGACAAAAAUCAGACUCUAUGUUUUAUGAAUGUUCCACCGAACGCUGGACUACAUAAAAGGACUCUUCUGAAAUUAUAUAUGACACAUGGAGUAUCAAUACAACAAUGGAGUUGUUAUCAGUUUGAGAACGAAGUUGUAGCGUCAUUUUGUUCUCGCUGGAAAGUUUUAAGAGUCGAACAAAAUCGUGACGAAACUUUUGAUAAUGGAGUAUAUCAUUGUGAUUAUUAUAUUGUGUUACAUCAAUUAUCUAAUGAACCAUUAUUUCGUUCAGACACUGAAUUAACUGGUUUAUAUUUACUCAGCAAAAUUGAAUAUGAAAAACCAUCAGAUUUACAUGAGAAUUUCAAAGAAAAAUUCCUUGAUUUAUUCAAUCAACUGAAUGAUGCGACCGCGAAAGAUAUUUUAGAAUCAGUUCUAUCAAAUACUAAUUAUUGGAAUGAAGAGAAUAAAGGAUUCAAAAAUAAUCCUGAAAAUAAAGAAAUAUUUCAAGUAAUCACGCAUUUUCUUGAAGGUGUAAAGUCGCUUUCAAGUGAAUUUCAGCAUCAUGGUAUCAAUCUUCGAAAGGCAUUUGAAAUCUGUGAAAUACAUAGAAUUUAUGCUACGAUACGUUUGUUCUACGAAGAAGAUGGAGCAGAACGUACCAUAGAAGAUCUUCAACAAUUAGGAUUCGAUACUGAAUCUGCCAAGAAAAUCUACAAUCAAGAAUAUGUGAAACAAGAGUUACAAUUAGUGUACAAGAAAUUGAAUUAUUAUGGUACAGUUGAUUCACCACAAAACGUUUCCAAAUGGUUGUGUAAACUAAGACUGAACCAUUAUAUAAUGAGAGAUGGAGUCAUGGUUAGUGCAUAUGAACUAGCACAUGUGUCUGUCAAUGGUGCAAAACGAAUAUUUCCGAGAUUUCGUAAUCUGUUCAAUGGUUCUAUACAGUUCGAUAACUAUCGUUAUUUUGGUAAAUCUAUUGGCUAUGAAAUUCAAUAUUCAGAUUUCGCCAUUGCCGGAAUUAUAUUCGCUGUUCAAUUUGGUAUGCAUAGUGUCCAACUUUGGCAUGGCGAUAUUACAACUCGUCAGUUUAUCAAAUCAAUAGCUACAUCUGCUGUGUCUGUAGUAGCUGGAUUCAGUGGUGGAGCUACGGCAGGAUGGUUUGCAGCAGGUUGUGCAGGUCUGUUGGGGCUAGCUAGUUGGCCAGCGGGAUUAUUAGUAUUGGUUGGUACAGCAGCUGGUGGACUCGUAUGCGGUGGCGGUGCCGAUUAUGUAAUUAGACGUCUGAUGGAAAAAUAUUUUCCAGAUGGCGAAGCUGAGGAACUAAAUGCUCAACGUAAACUAUACUGUGCAGCUCUAACAAUACUUGCAUGUAAUCCUGAUAGUACGAUGAGAAAGAUUCAACAAGCAUACUAUCGAAAAGCACAAGCCACACACCCAGAUAAAUGUGAUAAUAAAGCAGUUGCUGAGGAAGAAUUCAAGAAAGUGACCGCUGCUUAUGAAAUUGCUAAGAAUUAUCAUGAAGUUUUGGAAAAUGCCUGUAAAACUUUAGGUAUUCCUAAUGAGUUUACUAUUGAGCAAGUCAAGAUGUGCAAAAAUACUGUCAAAAAUAAUGAUGAAUUAAAACGAGCGUACAAUAUUGUCUAUCGACACCUAGUUUAUAAUUCAAACAAAUGGAAGAAAAUAAGAAACUGGCUCGAUAGUGAUCAAAAUCUGAAACUAAACGAUUCAGCACCAUUGCCAAUAACAAAAUCAUAA
Molecule: messenger RNA, 2406 nt
Organism: Adineta ricciae
Lineage: Eukaryota; Metazoa; Rotifera; Eurotatoria; Adinetida; Adinetidae
Source: the annotation of a GenBank genome assembly